CACAAUGGCGGAUGCCAAUACGGCAGUGGCUGUAGUGACUGUUUCAUUGGUUCUUUUGGGACUUUUAUCGGGGUUGAGUUUGUGGUGGGCUCUUCUCCCAGCCGCUGUAGUGGUGCUUAUUUUUAUACUAGCUUCUGGAUUAAAGGGACGAGAUGAAUUUGCGCAUUUGAACGUUUGCGUGUUGGUGCUGGGAGAUAUAGGGCGCAGUCCUCGCAUGCAGUAUCAAGCGCUCUCUCUUAGCCGACACGGAUACAAUGUCACUUUUAUUGGCUUUCUUGGUACUAAACCUCACCAAGACAUUCUGGAAGAUGAAAGAAUAGAUAUACUCUCCAUUUCAGAACUGAAGGGGCUCAGAGUUGGACCUAAAAUCUUCAGAUAUGUCUCAAAGGUGGUACUGCAGUCUAUUCAACUAUUCUAUGUGCUCAUGAAGAUUGAGGAUCAAGGCUAUAUUCUUAUGCAGAACCCCCCUGGACUGCCAGCUAUAGCAGUGGCAUGGCUGGUGAGUCGAUUAAGGGGAAACCAGUUUAUCAUAGACUGGCACAACUACGGAUACACUAUAAUGGCCCUCACUCAUGGAGAGAAUCAUCUUGUUGUUAAGAUGGCAAAAUGGUAUGAGAAGCUCUUUGGUUGUUUCUCGGAUCACAACCUGUGUGUUACUAAUGCGAUGAGGCAAGAUCUUAAGAAGAACUGGAAUAUUGAGGCAACCACUUUAUAUGACAAGCCACCCUCAAUAUUUAGAGAAACACCUAUAAAACUUCAACAUGAGCUGUUUGUCAGAAUGGCAAGUGUUUAUUCACCAUUUAGGCCAAGUUCUGAGGUCACUAAGGAGCACAUGGAAAUAACAGCUUUCACAGAGCGAAAUACUCUAUCAGGAGGUGUGACGCCAUCUGCUGGCCGACCUGCUUUACUUAUCAGCAGCACCAGCUGGACUGAGGAUGAAGAUUUCUCAAUUCUUUUACAAGCGCUUGAAGACUAUGAGAAGUUUGUUGAGACCGGGGACAAACUUCCAUCAUUGGUCUGUGUAAUUACAGGUACACUAUACAUACACCAUACACUAUACAGAGCUGCAUUUAGUGUAGUUUCAAGACGUUGGUGUUUCAAUACAGGUAAAGGUCCUCAGAAGGAGCAUUACAAAAAACUGAUUGACUCUAAGGUAUUUAAACAUGUCAAGAUUUGCACUCCAUGGCUGGAAGCAGAGGACUAUCCUGUUUUACUCGGCUCUGCUGAUCUUGGCGUCUGCUUGCACAAAUCCUCCAGCGGUUUGGAUCUUCCUAUGAAAGUGGUUGAUAUGUUCGGAUGUUGUUUGCCUGUCUGUGCCAUACAUUUUCAGUGUUUGCACGAGCUAGUGAAACAUGAAGAAAAUGGACUUAUUUUUAAAGACUCCAGUGAGCUGUCUGAACAGCUAAAGCUUCUGUUUUCAAACUUCCCCAGCGAACAGGGUAAACUUUUCCUCUUCAGGAAGAAUCUACGGGAAAGUGGGCAGCAGCGCUGGGAUGAGAACUGGGACCGUAACGUCCUGCCUCUCAUUAAAGAGCACUGUGACUGAUUUUCAGCAGAAUUUGUCGUUGCGCUCGUGAAACAGGCUCUUGAAUAUUUUUAAUCGAAAGUUACUGUCAGGUAUUUGCACAGGGUAAAUAAUUCUACACCGUCCUCAUAGUGGGACACUCAGCAUUCCAGUAACUCCAUUGGAAAAGACUUGAACGUGAGAAUAAAAGCACACUGUUUAUGUAAAUAUGUAAAUAAAAACUUUAAUACAAAAAGA
Molecule: messenger RNA, 1762 nt
Organism: Triplophysa dalaica
Lineage: Eukaryota; Metazoa; Chordata; Actinopteri; Cypriniformes; Nemacheilidae
Gene: alg1
Product: ALG1 chitobiosyldiphosphodolichol beta-mannosyltransferase
Exons: 12
Coding region: 5-1546 (513 amino acids)
Cellular component (GO): endoplasmic reticulum
Molecular function (GO): mannosyltransferase activity
Source: RefSeq, a predicted model, not a curated record